This is a messenger RNA of Hyposmocoma kahamanoa, 1854 nucleotides long. Its product is annotated as glucose-fructose oxidoreductase domain-containing protein 1. The transcript has a single exon. The record is from RefSeq and is a predicted model, not a curated record. Gene Ontology annotation, molecular function: nucleotide binding. The coding region runs from base 1 to 1203 and encodes 400 amino acids. Lineage: Eukaryota; Metazoa; Arthropoda; Insecta; Lepidoptera; Cosmopterigidae.
AUGUUACCUGGUAUCGGAGUCUUUGGAACAGGCGCUAUAGCUAAAGUUUUAGUGCCUUUCCUGAAGGAGAAGGGGUUCGCUGUUGAAGCAAUUUGGGGAGUGACACUUCAUGAAGCCGAAUCAGCAGCGAAAGAACUCAAGAUCCCUUUCUUUACGAAUAAAAUAGACGACGUGUUGUUAAAAAAAAAUGUUAAUUUGGUAUUCAUAGUCUGUGCCCCGAAUCUCCACGCUCAAAUAUCAGUGAAAGCUCUCGGAAUCGGAAAACAUGUAGUCUGUGAUAAACCUGCAGGUCUUUGUCAAGCUGAGGCUCUAAAAAUGGUGAGAGCAGCACAGUACUAUCCAACCCUUAUAUCUAUUAUCAAUCACUCUCUCAGAUUCUUGCCAGCCUUCAGUCACAUGAGAAAGCAUAUUCAGGAUGGUUACCUGGGCAACCCUGACGAGCUGACACUUGUAGAUGUGCGUGUACAAAUGGGAUCUCUGCUAGGUGAAACAUAUAACUGGUUGUGUGAUGAUACAAUGGGUGGGGGAACCCUCACAUUGGUUGGCAGCCAUGUCAUAGACUUAGUAUCAUUCCUUACUGGACAAAAGGUUGUAAAAGUACAAGGCGUGUUGCGAACAUUUGUAGACGAGACAUUGAAAGUAAAUGGCAUUAGAAAAAUUACUGCACCAGAUUUCUGUACAUUCCAAUUGCAAAUGGACAAAGGCCUUUUAGUCACAGCUACACUUAAUAAUCAUCUACCUGGCCCAUGUUUCAAUCAAGAGAUUUAUGUAUGUAGUAAAAAAGGCUAUUUAGUAGUUCGAGGUGGCGAUUUGCAUGGCAGAUUACAUAAGUCAAAUUUAACAAAAAUUGAUGAUGAUGGGAAAAGAGGACAUGAUAAGGAAGAUGUUAUUUAUGUAGAUGUUGAGGAUCUGAGUUGUGCUUCAAGUGUUGUUCCUAAACCUUAUGUAAAAGGUUUAUGCAAGAUGAUAAGUGCACUGAAGGAGGCAUUUUUGCCUGUUAAAGAGCAAAUGGACUGGGUGAAGGAACCAGUGAGAGCUGCAGCUACAUUUGAGGAUGGGCAGAGGGUGCAAGCUACUAUGGAAGCUCUUCGCCAGUCUAAUGAAGAUGGCUGUUGGACUUCAGUCCAACUUCUCACUGAGCCCCCUGACCCAAACCCAGCAUUGUCUGCUGCAGUCAGGCGAACUGCCAUAUCUUUACAAUAAUUUAAGUAUUUUUUAAAAUAAUUUUAUCAGUAUGCCAUGUGUUGAUGUACCUUUUAUUAUUAGAUUAAUUUUGUUUUAUUUGAUAUGUGACUAACUUUUAAUUUGAGAGUGAUAGUAACUUAAAAUGAUAAUUAUAACAAAGCUAUUUUCAAAUUAUUCAUUACAAUAAAUAGUAUAUUUUUAAUUAGCACAGUAUAUUAACUAUAUUUUUGCUGAUUUCUUAUUCUCGCAUUAUAAUACUGCCCAUUGUAUGAGAGUCCUUUGUAAAAUGUGAAAAAAAAGCAACUUGCUAUGAGUUUUUAUUGAUGGAGAGUUCAAAAUUGAUUAAGGUUAUGCAUUCUGUAUAUAGUACAGCAUUAUGUGGUAUGAAGUGUAUUUUUAACAAUUUUGCUGCCUAGAGUACAUCAGAAAAUAGCUAUCUAUAUUCUAUAUAAUAUGCAAUAUACUGCACAUGGGAGCAAGAACACAGUCCCAGGAAACUUUUACAAUGGUUUUUAUGAUGGAAAUGUUUGUGUUAUAGGUUUUACUGACUUCAAAGUGUUAUUGUAUAGGUUAGGUUAAGAUAUAUGUAUAUAUAAGAACCCAUAACACCAGAUCAGUAUUAAACAUAAAAGCUAGCAGCUGCAUAUUUUUGUUCCCAACUGAAUAUAC